AUGAACUCGGACUUCUCCCCCGCCACCCUGGAAGAUGUUCCAGGAAUUCCAGGAGCCCGCCUUUUUGGGGCUCAGUAUGUGUCUGAAGGAUACAUUGUUCUGCAAGGGGAACAGGGACCUCACGUCUCUGACUCCCCAUCUGAAUUCUUGGUUUCAGUUUUACACCGAAAAUGCACAGCACAUCUGUUAGCUGGCUGUCUGGACCCUGUAGCCUUAACUAACUUGAUUGAAUCCAUUCUCAUCCCUCAUCAGCCUACAUGGGAUGACUGCCAACAAUUGUUGCAGAUGCUCCUCACAUCCGAGGAAAGACAAAAGCUUUUUCUAGAGGCUCGGAAGAAUAUCCUGGGAGAGGAUGGGAGGCCAACUCUGUUGCCAAAUGAGCUGGAUGCAGCUUUUCCCCUUACCCGACCCAACUGGGACUUCUCUACGGAAGCAGGUAAGGGACACCUACGCCAUUAUCGCCAGUUGUUCAUAGCAGGCCUCCGAAGGGCAGGGCACCGCCCCACCAAUUUGGCUCAGGUAAAGCAGGUAAUGCAGGGCUCUGAAGAAUCUCCCACUGCUUUUCUAGAAAGGCUGAAAGAGGCCUAUCACAUGUAUACCCCUUAUGAUCCUGAGGAUCCAGGGCAGGCUGCGAAUGUUUCCAUGUCUUUUAUUUGGCAGUCAGUGCAUGACAUUAGAAAUAAUAAUACCCUUCAGGAUUUAUUGUAAGAGGCAGAGCGCAUAUUCAACAAAAGGGAGACACCUGAUGAGAGGGAAGAGCACCUACAUAGAAAUUCGGAACAGAGGGAGGACAGACUUAGGAAGGAAGCUGAGGAAAGAGAGAAUGCUAGGGACCGCAAGCAAAAUAAGGAACUUAGCUGCCUCUUGGCCACCGCUGCACAGAAUAGUUACAGUUCAGACAGGCUGGGAGAGCAAAGGAGACCCAAGGUGGACCGACACCAAUGUGCCUAUUGCAAAGAAAAAGGACAUUGGGUCAAGGACUGCCCAAAGAGACCCAGAAAGCAGAAGAAUCUGGGGCCAAAGACUUCACUCUUGGCCCUGGAUGAAGACUAGGGAAGUCAGGGCCAGGAGCCCCCUGCUGAGCCCAGGAUAACUCUUCAAAUAGGGGGGCAACCGGUCACCGUCCUAGUAGACACUGGAGCACAGCGUUCAGUCCUUACUAGGUCCCCAGACCCUCUCAACAACCGAACAACCUGGGUGUAGGGGGCCACAGAAGGAAAGCAAUACCAUUGGACCACUGAAUGGAAGGUACACCUGGUGACCGGGAAGAUCUCUCAUUCCUUCUUACAUGUCCCAGACUGUCCCUACCCAUUAUUAGGACGGGACUUACUGACCAAGCUAAAAGCCCAAAUUUAUUUUUAAGGGACAGGGGCCAACAUAUUGGGACCAAAUGAAACCCCUCUCCAUGUACUGACUCUUAAAAUGGAAGAUGAAUACAGGCUAUAUGAGAGGCCAAAGGAAAUCCAGAGUAGUUUGGACUCAUGGCUGAAACAUUGUCCACUAGCCUGGGCUGAGACUGGAGGCAUGGGGCUAGCCCUACAGCAGCUUCCCCUGAUUAUAGACCUUAAAGCCACUGCUACUCCAAUUUCCAUCAAACAGCACCCUAUGUCCAAUGAAGCUUAUCAGGGCAACAGGCCCCACAUAAAAAAAAAAAAACUUUUAGACCAAGGGAUCCUGAUUCCUUGCAGGUCCCCUUGGAAUACCCCCCUCUUACUAGUAAAGAAGCCAGGCACCAGGGACUUCCACCCUAUGCAGGAUCUUAGAGAAGUAAACAAGUGGGUGGAAGACAUUCACCCCACAGUACCAAACCCCUACAAUCUAUUGAGCACACUGUCACCAACCCACCGUUGGUUUACUGUUUUAGACUUAAAGGAUGCAUUUUUUUGCCUAAGGCUGAGCCCCCAGAGCCAGCCUCUGUUUGCCUUUGAAUGGAAAGACCCUGAGCUGGGAAUUUCAGGACAACUCACUUGGACACGGCUCCCUCAAGGAUUCAAGAACAGUCCCACCCUUUUUGACGAGGCCCUGCAUCGAGACCUGACAGAUUUCCAGAUCCAACACCACUCAUUGAUCCUGCUCCAAUAUGUGGACGACCUGCUAUUAGCAGCCCCAACUGAACAGGACUGUCAAAAAGGUACUGGGGCCAUGUUGCAAACACUGGGACAGCUAGGAUACCGAGCCUCUGCUAAAAAGGCUCAAAUUUGCCAGACAGAGGUGACGUAUUUGGGAUACAAGCUACAUGAUGAUCAGCGAUGGCUGACUGCCACUCGCAAAGAGACUAUAUCCUGUAUCCCUGUGCCCCAGAACCAUCGCCAGCUACAGGAAUUCCUAGGGAUGGCUGGGUUCUGUCGAUUAUGGAUCCCAGGGUUCGCUGAGAUGGCGGCUCCCUUAUACCCAUUAACCAAGCAGGGAGCCCCCUUUAACUGAACUGAGCCUCAACAGCAGGCCUUUGACAGUAUCAAGAGAGCACUCAUCUCCUCUCCAGCCUUAGGCCUACCUGACAUAACUAAGCCAUUUGAACUUUUCGUGGAUGAAAAGCAAGGCUUUGCAAAAGGGGUUUUAACUCAGAGACUUGGGCCAUGGAGACGUCCCAUUGCCUAUCUGUUCAAGAAACUGGACCCAGUGGCCUCUGGAUGGCCCCCUUGUCUAAGAAUGAUUGCGGCUAUCACAGUUCUCAUUAAGGAUGCUGCCAAAUUGAUUCUGGGACAGCCAUUGACCGUACUAGCACCACAUGCAAUUGAGUCCCUUGUCCACCAACCCCCCAAUUGCUGACUGUCAAAUGCCCGCAUGACCCAUUACCAGUCUCUCCUUCUGGAUGUGGACCGAAUCCAGUUUGGUCUGAUAGUUGCCCUCAAUCCGGCAACAUUACUGCCCCUGCAGGAGGGGCCCGCAUCCCACGACUGCCAACAAAUCCUUGCAGAAAUGCGUGGAACCCGUGCUGACCUGACUGAUCAGCCCCUCAAGGAUGCGGACUUAACUUGGUACACAGACGGCAGUAGCCACCUGCUAAACAGGGAGCGAUGGGCAGGAGCAGCAGUGACCACUGAGACACAGGUAAUCUGGGCCAGCGCCCUUCCGGGAAACACCUCUGCUCAACACGCGGAACUUAUCGUGUUGACACAAGCCCUCCAGCUGGCAGCAGGUAAGAAACUCAAUGUGUUUACAGACAGCCGAUAUGCCUUUGCCAUUGCUCACAUACAUGGAGAAAUCUAUAGGAGGAGGGGACUAUUAACCUCAGAGGGAAGAGAGAUUAAAAAUAAGACUGAGAUCUUGGCGUUGCUGAAGGCCCUUUUUCUUCCUAAGAGACUGAGCAUUAUGCACUGCCCAGGGCACCAAAAGGGCAAUAGCUCCGAGGCAAAAGGGAAUCAAUUUGCUGAUGAAGCAUCCAGGCAAGCUUCCCUGGGCCCCCAGCUCCUGACAGCCACUAUUCUUGUUGAACAGAGCAACCCCAAAUCCCUAGACUGGGACUAUACUGAUGAGGACCUAGACAUGAUACAGAAGUUAGAGGCUGUCCCGUCCCGCAAGCGAUGGGUCUACCAAGGAAGGACUGUAAUCCCCAUGAAAAUCACUGCUGAAUUGAUUGAUCACCUCCAUAAGUUAACCCACCUGAGUGCCCAGAAGGUGCAGAUCCUGUUUGAUUGAACAGAGACUGGGCAAUACCUCCUGAACAGAGAUGAGGCCCUACAAAAGGCAAUGAAUAAUUUCAGGGCCUGUGCUCAGGUGAAUUCAGGCCAGACUAAGAUUGCUCAGAGUUUGCCUUGGGGGCAUAGACCAGGGACACAUUGGGAAACAGAUUUCACUGAGAUUAAGUCUGGCAUAUAUGGUUAUAAAUAUCUCCUAGUUUUCAUAGAUACAUUUUCAGGAUGGAUGGAAGCCUACCCCACCAAGCAUGAAACUGCAAAAGUUGUAACCAAGAAGCUACUGGAAGAAAUUUUUCCCCGAUAUGGGAUGCCUAAGGUACUCGGGUCUGAUAAUGGUCCUACCUUUGUCUCCCAGGUAAGUCAGUUGGUGGCCAAGUUACUGGGGAUUGAUUGGAUUAGACCCCAGAGCUCAAGACAGGUAGAAAGAAUGAACAGAACAAUCAAGGAGGCUUUAUCUAAAUUAUGGCUUGGAACUGGCUUAAAGGAUUGGGUGACCCUCCUACCACUGGCCCUCUAUAGGGUCAGAAAUACCCCUGGACCACAUGGGCUGAGCCCCUUUGAAAUCCUAUAUGGUACACUGCCGCCUGCAAUAACUUUUUUUGAUACUGAUGUUUAUGAUUACACUGACUCCCCCUCUCUUCAAGCUCAUCUGCAGGCCCUGCAACUGGUGCAGGGAGAGGUCUGGAGACUCCUUGCAGCUGCUUAUAAAGAAGCCGCUGACUCCGUAGCAAUACCUCACCGGUUCCAGAUUGGCAAUUCCGUCUGGAUUUAACGACACCAGACUAAGAACUUGGAACCUCAGUGGAAGGGCCCCUACACUGUCCUCUUAACCACCCCAACAGCACUCAAAGUGGAUGGGAUUGUGGCCUGGGUACAUGCCUCCCACGUCAAAGCAGCCCGAGCUACUGAGGAAACUUAA
Molecule: messenger RNA, 4557 nt
Organism: Myodes glareolus (Bank vole)
Lineage: Eukaryota; Metazoa; Chordata; Mammalia; Rodentia; Cricetidae
Source: RefSeq, a predicted model, not a curated record